AUGUAUGUACACGUCCAUAUAUACGAAAAGCACUUAUGGAUGCCUACACACAACUCUAGCUAUAUCUGUCUGGCCGGUCCAGUAGUUGCGAUGGCUUCUCUCGUGACAAUUAAUCGACAAGCUAGUAAAUUACGGGGUACUAGCUUGAGAACAGCCGCCACAGCAUGUAUGUAUGUGGCAUGGCCAUAUAUGGAUAGACGGGUAGAUAUCGAUUAG
Messenger RNA from Morchella importuna, 216 nucleotides. RefSeq lists its product as uncharacterized. The transcript has 4 exons. The record is from RefSeq and is a predicted model, not a curated record. Bases 1 to 216 code for a protein of 71 amino acids. Lineage: Eukaryota; Fungi; Ascomycota; Pezizomycetes; Pezizales; Morchellaceae.